Messenger RNA from Didymodactylos carnosus, 413 nucleotides. Lineage: Eukaryota; Metazoa; Rotifera; Eurotatoria; Philodinida; Philodinidae. The record is from the annotation of a GenBank genome assembly.
UAUUGGUUUAUGGUGUACCUGAAGAUAAAAAUGAAAAUACAACAGAUACAAUUCUUGAUAUGUGUCAAUCUAUCAAUGUUAAUAUAAAACAGUCAGAUAUAAGUACAUCGCAUCGUCUUGGAAAACCCAAAAGUGAUAGAAAUCGCCCUAUUAUCUUUCGUUUAAUUCGCUAUGAUGAUCGUAAUCAUAUAUUUAAUUAUAAAAAGAAAUUAAAAGAUGUUCCUAAAUAUAAAUCUGUUCUGGUAGUUGAGGAUUUAACAAAGUAUAAUAUGGAUUUAUUUAAACAUGCACGUCAGAUAUUAGGCAACAAAAGUAUUUAUACGUUGAAUGGUCAUAUUUGGUGUAAAACAAAAGAUGGAAGAGUAUCUAUUCGAUGCUUGACUGAUAUUGGCAAAGUAAAAAAUCCUGAUUAA